This is a messenger RNA of Engraulis encrasicolus (European anchovy), 1669 nucleotides long. Its product is annotated as reticulon-4 receptor-like. Gene Ontology annotation, cellular component: external side of plasma membrane; plasma membrane. The transcript has 3 exons. Gene Ontology annotation, biological process: positive regulation of Rho protein signal transduction. The record is from RefSeq and is a predicted model, not a curated record. Bases 401 to 1669 code for a protein of 422 amino acids. Lineage: Eukaryota; Metazoa; Chordata; Actinopteri; Clupeiformes; Engraulidae. Gene Ontology annotation, molecular function: ganglioside GM1 binding; ganglioside GT1b binding; protein binding.
UAGCAGCGAGACCCGUUAUAAUCACCUGGAAGAGUGCGUCCUUGCUGCAGCGAAUCGUGUCUGGAGAUUCUGAGCUUAUCGCACCUCUGUCACUCGUUAUCUCUUCUAGAGAUCGUGCCCACUUUCUGUGCCUCGAGAGCGGGUUAUAUACGAUGCCUUAAGAGAUUUAUCGGAUUCCGACGUGAGUGACAGUCUCCCCCUUUGAUCAUUGCGCUCUCGCUUAUCCAGAUGGCAAAUCGCGGCUUUGGAUGGAGAGGUUGCUCUCCGGCUCGUUUUUGCCGAGCGGUGACAUCUCGUUAAAGUUUUGAAGAUCAGCACAUGUCAUCUUCGUGAAGACACAUGGAGCCCUGAAACGCAUACAGACAAGAAGUGUCUGCCUUCAGAUUCAUCAGCACUGAAAAUGACGCCCAUGUGUGAAGUCAGCGGCUCCAUCCUGCUGCUGCUCUGGCUGUGGGCAGGGGGCGGUGCUGGACAGGUGGACGGCUGCCCGGCCCGGUGUAGCUGCUUCCGGGAGCCGCGGCUCACCAUGGCCUGCCAGCAGCGGGGGCUCACCAGCGUGCCCUCACCGGCCGAGAUCCCGGGCCACGUCCAGCGCAUCUUCCUGCAGAUCAACAAGCUGACCGAGAUCCGCUCCACCGCCUUCAGCCUUUGCCGCAACCUGACCGUGCUGUGGCUCUACUCCAACAGCCUGCGGCACAUCGAGGCGGGCGGCUUCGCCGGCCUGGAGCGCCUGGAAGAGCUGGACCUGGGCGACAACGCCGAGCUGCGCAGCAUCAGCUCCACGGCCUUCGCCGGCCUGGCGCGGCUCCAAACGCUGCGGCUGCACCGCUGCGGCCUGUCGGAGCUGCCGUACGGCGUGUUCAUGGGGCUGUCCUCGCUCCAGCGCCUGUACCUGGAGGACAACAACCUGGUGUCCAUACACGACAACGCCUUCCUGGACCUGGCCAACUUGGCCGUGCUGCACCUGCACAACAACCGCAUCGCGGCGGUGACGGACCACAUGUUCCGCGGCCUGCUGACCCUGGACAGCCUGCUGCUGCACCAGAACCGGGUCGGCGCCGUGCACCGGCGGGCCUUCCACGACAUGCGGCGCCUCAACAGCCUCUUCCUGUUCCACAACAACCUGACGGCGCUGAGCGGCGAGGCCAUGGAGCCGCUGGUGUCGCUGAGCUACCUGCGCCUCAACGCCAACCCGUGGAUCUGCGACUGCCGCGCCCAGUCGCUGUGGGACUGGCUCAAGAGCUACAAGGGGGCCAGCUCCGAGCUGGAGUGCCACGCCCCCGAGCACCUCCACAAGAAAGACCUGAAACGGUUAAAGAGCAGCGAGUUGCAGGGCUGCUACGACAGCCAUCGACACGCGUGGACCAGCUUGGUGAACGGCAGGAGUAGCCAUUACAGGAAAGACGUUAGCGCCACGGACGCCCCGUCGUCGGGGUCGGGGUCGGCCGUUCCCAGAUGCUGCCUCACAAACACGGACUCCAAGUCCUCCAUCCUCUCCGACAAGGGGCUGACGGACCACUCCUCCUCCGACAGCCAACAGAUCACCAAGAACCCCCUGAAGGAGAAGGAAAACAUUUCCAAAACCAAGGGGGCAGAAUCGGGUGUCUCAAAGAAUGGCACUCUCACAGCGAGUGCAGUCUCUUCUGCAUCCAAUGGUUUAGUGCUGUGA